Messenger RNA from Polyodon spathula (Mississippi paddlefish), 848 nucleotides. Its product is annotated as trypsin inhibitor ClTI-1-like. The record is from RefSeq and is a predicted model, not a curated record. Gene Ontology annotation, molecular function: protein binding. The transcript has 4 exons. NCBI's taxonomy places the organism in Eukaryota, Metazoa, Chordata, Actinopteri, Acipenseriformes, Polyodontidae. Bases 81 to 311 code for a protein of 76 amino acids.
ACCACCCACUUAUUCAGUUUGGCAAGACUGCACUUGUUUCAGAAGUGCUAGACACGAAUAGCAGAGGGAACUUUAUCAAAAUGAGUCCGAGUUUUGUCCUUGUUUUUCUGAUCUUCAUUUGCUUCUCUGACUCAGGAGCAAAACCUUACAGAACUCCUGCCUGUUACAAAUACCCACUCGAGGGAUGCCCUUUUAUUUUCUCACCAGUUUGUGGCACAGAUGGCAACAGCUAUGCAAAUGAAUGUGUUCUGUGCCACACAAUAAGAAAAACCAAGAAGAUGAUCCAGAUUGUCAAAGCCAGACAGUGCUGAGCAAGUUCUCUUUCUCCUCAACUUACUGAUGUACAAAAACUAGAUUGUUGGUCAGACGCUAGAGGGAAUCUGUAUUUCUCAAUAGUACAACUGGUUUUAUUUCCUAUUUUGACAAUUUGAGCACUCUCCUUUUCUUUGUAUUUAGCAGUCAGGUACCGCAAUCUUGAUUUUGAGAUAAAAGGCCUUCUUUUUAGGGCUGUUUUAAGGAAUUGUUGUUAUUGAAGAGCAUUCAUAAACAUUUUCUUAAGUUAAACAGUUCUUUUGAAAAAUGAGAAUUAACUUCUAAACCAUUCGAAAACAGUUCGGAUGUUUCUUUAACUGCUAACUUGAUUAAUUAAAAUAGGUUUUUAAAAAGCAGUCCUUAUGUUUUGUGAAUACAUUAUAGUUACAAAUCUGACUUAUACUGUUUGUUUUAAGUAGCUCAGGUUGUUUUUAAUUCAAAAUGGUGCCUGAGUAUAAAAUAUUUAAACAAUGGUACAACAUGUGACUUUAUAUCCAGGUUAGACUGAAAAAUCUUUUCCUGCAACCAUAAUACAC